AUUCAAAAUUUAUCACUUCAGUUUGAAGGAUGGGAAUUUGCUUUGAGCCCUGAUCAAUUUAACCUUGUUUCGAUCCUCAAAUUCCGUCGUAUGAAAGAUGACUUCACGUACAAGAAGAGUGUUGAGCAUGCUGAAAUAUUUAAGUUUGUAUUGUACAUUGCGGAAACAGCAACUGAUAAAAAAUGGAAAGAAGUCGCUUCAGCUCUCAAAGAAAAUGAAAUGAUUAAACGCCAAACGCAGUGGGAGGAAGUUAAAUUAUUCUGGAAUAUUGUUGAAAACGAAAAAGUUGACUUAGAUGAACGUUUGUUGAAAAAGAAGUUGGAGCAAGCCAAGACCCAGUUUAUUGUUGAUCGUUAUGUGUCAGGGAAUGAAGCUCAUGUGAUCGCAGACAAGGCAAAAUUAGAUUAUAUGUUGGCCCUUGACUCUCCUAGUGUUCUUACAAUACCACCAUCCGAUACUUCUUUCAAAACACCACCACUCGAUACUUUUCUCACAACACCACCACCCAAUACUUUUCUUACAACACCAGGAAAUAAGGCCAAUACUGUCUUGAACGAGAAUCAGAAGGAUAAACCAAUAACUGGAAGUAAGCGAAAAUAUCCAAAUGAGGAAUCAACUCUGUCAACUCCGUCAACUCCCCCAAAUAAGCAUGCAAGUCCACCAGAAAGCUGGAUUCGCUCAAAAAAUUGGAAUUUGUCCUCGGGAAAACUUGUUAAAGACAUUUUUGCUAAAAAUUUAUCUCAACAUACUGAAAUGUUAAAAAAUAAAAAGAAGCUGACUGCAGAAGAGAAAGCAACUUUAAGAUAUGGAGUAUCAAGAGUUAUUGAUCUUUCAGCUCAUAUGCGAGUAUGGUUUACUGAAACUGAACGUCAGGAUAUGAUGAAAGAUCAUGAAGAAAUUCUCAAAGUUCCUGAAUUGACAAAAGACAUUAAUGAGUUCAUUGCAAAGGUGGAAAAAAUGAUAAAGGAAGGCGAUGCUAAUGGGGCAUAUAAAUAUUGUCUUAAUCAGCAUGCAGAUGCAUCCGUCAAUACGUGUUUUUACAAAAUAAGUAAAAUAUAUGGUGAUUUUCUCUACAAUGUUAAAGAUGGAAAUGAUCUUUUAUAUUGUGGCGGUGAGCAUCACACCGAAAUUGAUGUUAUUGUAAAAACAUGUUCUUACAUUGUCAAUGGACUGCAGAAUGGAACUGAAAUACAUUGUAAAUGGGGAGAGUCUUUUUGUCCUUUAAGCCAGUCCGCUAAUUAUGAAAGAGGUAGGAAAUGUGAUGUCCGAUUUUUAAGUCAUACGGGAAUAGAUCUUGGUGAAUGGGAGUUUUCCGCUCAAGCAACUCCAACUAAAGCAAUCGAAGAUCGUUGUCGCUCAGCUAGGAUAAACCAAUCCAUCUUAAAUGGCCUGUUGAGCAGAGAUUUAACUGACGCACAAACGGGUAUUAUCAAGGUUCCAUAUUUACAAAUUGCAGGUGCCUUUGGACAACUAUUGGUAGAAGACUUGGUAAAUGGUUUCUAUGUCGUUUAUCCGGGACCAAUAUUUGAGAUACCAACAAGAUUGAAUCACAUUAGAAAAUUAAAAUCGGUGAUAAUAUCUUUUAAGCAUAUAAUGGAAAUGUAUAAAGAAGUCAACGAAAUACUUGAUGAGUUAAACCAUAGUCGGAACUUACAUGAAGAUAUUUUCAAAGUUGAUGGCGUUAGAUCAUUACGACACAAUUCAUACAAAUCAGUGUUCAUCCAUAAACCAUGGUGGACACCAAAGAGCAAAUCUCAAAAAUCUCAAGUAUUAACUGCAAUUGAAGAGAUGAAAAAAUA
Messenger RNA from Dentiscutata erythropus, 1799 nucleotides. The record is from the annotation of a GenBank genome assembly. NCBI's taxonomy places the organism in Eukaryota, Fungi, Glomeromycota, Glomeromycetes, Diversisporales, Gigasporaceae.